GCUUUAUAUAUAUAUAUAAAACAUAUAUAUACUAUCGAAUUUGAAUGUUCUAUUUCAAUUAUUCAUACAAGUUUAGAUCUACUACCAUGUGAAGUAUGAACCGGAUGUAAAUGUACUUACGAAUGUAAGAGGAGUUUAAGCUAAGAAGACUUGUGAAAAUUAAUAUUUGUAUUACGAAAGUUUACUGAUAUGCAUCAGCAGUUUAUUGAUGCAACUGAAUUAGAGGAAAAAUUUCCAGAUGAGUUUAAAUCUGACAGAGAUUUGAUAAGUUUGGUAAGACAUUUAUCAGACUUAACAGUGCAGAUCAAAAUAACCAAGGAUCAUAACGGAAUACUGAGUGUCGUCAACGGAAGUGGUUUUGCUCAAAGAGUUCGCUCAGAAAGAGGCUCCCACUGCCCGGAUGAAGAAUGCAGCAGACGACAAGAGAGUCACGCUUGGAUGGUUGUCACCGUGACCACGGUGUACCACGUCGUGAAGACGCAGGAGGACGCCGUGAAAGCUGAAAUGACACUGUCACCCAGCUCGAGCACACAAAGUGUCUUCCGAGGUUUCAAACUUUUGGAUUCAGACAAGGAGACGGGAGAGCGUGAUUGGUGCGCUGUGGAGGCUGUGACCCAUGACCUUGACAUUCAGAAUACUCUCAAAUCCACCAUUGAAUCCUUAGAACAACUUCAGAACAUUACAUUCGAAAGAUAUAGAGACAAAGAGCCUCGGCUUGUGGUCGUGGUGGGGCACCCACACGGGGGGCCGAAGAAGAUCUCCUUCGGAUUCUGGGAAGUCAGAACGACCUUAAAAGAGAUACGAAGUAAUCAAGAUUGGUGCCGCUAUGCUCACAACGCGGCGACCUGCCCGGGAAGCAGCGGUUCUCCAGUUUUCAUACUUGGCCAGUCUCUCUGUGGAUUCGGCUACUGGUUUGGCCAUCCUCAUAACCACAGUUCCAGAAGCGAGGAUGGCGCUUGGGCUGUAACAUCUAUAGGUUCAGAACACAAGAAGUGAAAAAAAAAAACAACAACACUGACACUUUACUUAGAGACAUAACCAUAAAAACUAUUUGAAAAUGAAAAAUGAUAUUUUAAUUUUAAACAUCUAGACUCUAAGACAGGGGUUCUCAACCUGUGGAUCGCGACCCCCUUGGGGGUUGAAUGACGAUUUGCCAGGGGUCGGCUAAGACCAUCGAAAAUAUGGAUUGUUUUUGUCUAUUCUUUUAUUGCUGUAUGUGUGUGUGUGGGGAGGGAGGGGGGAUUGUAAAAAGGGGUCGCCGGGCUAAAAAGGUUGAGAACCGCUGCUCUAAGACUUAUUCAGAAACCCUUCCACCCAGUUAUUGUUGUACAUUUCAUCAAUUACAAUAUAUAUCAGUGUGUCCCAAACCACAAGCUGUACACACUACCGCACACAUUCUGAGUAUUAAGCGGAACACUUUGCUUAUUUUUUUUUUAGAGAGAUUAAUUCACGUGGAGGCCUCUUAGUUAAUUAUUCCAGUAGUUUGUGGAACACCUAUUCAGGCCUCGCGGAACACUAGGGUUCCACGGAACACAGUUUGAGAAACACUGUGCUACUGCUUAACAACAUAAACAGUUAUUUAAAGACUAUAAUUCAUAUUUCAUGUAUUUGUAUAUGUAUAGGUAAGUUAGUUAAAGGUACACUUUUUAGAACCUGCAAUCUAUGGGGCAGAUGAUGUAAAGCUAAAUUGUUUCUGAAGCCAACGGCUAACGGGGGUGUCAUGUGGCCAGAAACCACCUUGAC
This is a messenger RNA of Biomphalaria glabrata, 1743 nucleotides long. RefSeq lists its product as uncharacterized. Bases 190 to 996 code for a protein of 268 amino acids. The transcript is spliced from 2 exons. The record is from RefSeq and is a predicted model, not a curated record. NCBI's taxonomy places the organism in Eukaryota, Metazoa, Mollusca, Gastropoda, Planorbidae.